This is a messenger RNA of Cricetulus griseus (Chinese hamster), 294 nucleotides long. Lineage: Eukaryota; Metazoa; Chordata; Mammalia; Rodentia; Cricetidae. The record is from RefSeq and is a predicted model, not a curated record.
AUGGCACCCAGGAGGGACCAAGGGAAUGCGAAAACAGAGUUGGAGGGGAACCUGCGCCGAGUGGACGUCCAGCUGUUGGGACAGCUGUGUCACCUGGGACUGGAGAUGGGGGCCCUGCGGGAGGAGCUGGCCACCAUCCUGGAAGAGGAGGAGGAGGAGGAGGAGGAAGGAGAAGAGGAGGAGGAGAGCUGUGUUGAAGAAGAGGACAAAGGGCCUCAGGGGAAGCAGGAGGAGGGGCAUCCAGGGGCCUCCUAUCCAGCCCUGUGCCUCCCUGACUUUGAGAUGACCAUCUGA